GUGUGUAUACCAAAUUCCCAAAAAUUUUCUCCCUCGUAUCGGUGCAAACAAAGCAACCGAACAAAGCAUCAAAAUGGUGGCGUACUACGACGAGUGCGAUGCUACCGAGAGCCCCAAGACCCUCACAGACUGGGUCCGUAACUUCCGCGUGAAGCGACAGAAAAUGCGUCGCAAAUUGAGGGGCGCCGGAAGCGACUUACGCGUUAACGCCAUUUUGUCGACGGCCCUGCUCCACGCGGAGCACGAGCUGCGUAGAAAGCAGCAGGAGCGUUUCAGUCGCUGGCUAGAAGUGCAGACUCGAUUUGUGCCCCACGGCAGGACCCACUGCGCCAAUGACGCGGCGGACACGAGCGCUAAGGAUGCCGCGGAGGUCGAGGCAGAGAGUAAUUUGUGGAGCAGCGAGCUGAGCAGCCUCGACAGUUUUAUGCGCAGUUUGAGUAGCAGCAACAACAACAACAGCCCCGACGCCAGCAACAGUUACUCGGGGACGAGUAACAGCAACAACAACAGCUGUGCCAUCGCAGUGGCCAGUUAGAAAGAGAAAACUGUAUAGUGCCAGUCUGAGCGCGUGUGUGUGCGUGCGUGGCAUGCAGACGCACUCAAAAUGGUGGAGAAUGGCUGAAUACAGUUGCUUUUCAGACGAAGAACCGAUUUCCUGUAGCUUUAGUUUUUUUAAAAACCUGUUAAACUAGUGUUAUUAUGACAACCAAUUUCUCAU
This is a messenger RNA of Drosophila biarmipes, 718 nucleotides long. RefSeq lists its product as uncharacterized. Bases 74 to 535 code for a protein of 153 amino acids. The record is from RefSeq and is a predicted model, not a curated record. NCBI's taxonomy places the organism in Eukaryota, Metazoa, Arthropoda, Insecta, Diptera, Drosophilidae. The transcript has a single exon.